Molecule: messenger RNA, 1022 nt
Organism: Pseudopipra pipra
Lineage: Eukaryota; Metazoa; Chordata; Aves; Passeriformes; Pipridae
Product: class II histocompatibility antigen, B-L beta chain-like
Exons: 5
Coding region: 200-952 (250 amino acids)
Biological process (GO): antigen processing and presentation; immune response
Cellular component (GO): MHC class II protein complex; membrane
Source: RefSeq, a predicted model, not a curated record
GCCCUCAGCCAAUCCCAAAGCGCCCACGCCGCCCGCGCCCAAUCCCAGCGCGCCGCGCUGAUGACUCAUCAGUCGCCGGGAAGACGCCUCGAAAAAAGGGCCCCAACUGCGCCCUCAGCCAAGCCCAGCGCGCCCCAAACCCCCCAAAACGGCGCCGCCCGGCUGGUUUUGGGCUGUCAGCAGCUGUCCGGCGCUGGGCAUGGAGCGUGUGCGGGGAGCUGGGGCCGUGCUGGCGGUGCUGGUGGUGCUGGGAGCCCCCCCGGCUGCGGGCGAGGAGCUGUCGGGGGUGUUCCAGUGGAUGGGAAAACAGGAGUGUCAUUUCAUCAAUGGCACCGAACAGGUGAGGUUCCUGGAGAGGCAAUUCUACCACCGGGAGCAGCUCCUGCAUUUUGACAGCGAUGUGGGGGUCUAUGUGGGGGACACCCCAUUUGGGGAGAUCCAGGCCAGAGACUACAACAGCCACCGUGAAUAUCUUAAGUACAAACGGGGUCAGGUGGACACGUACUGCCGGUACAACUACAAACUUGGUACCCCGUUCAGCGUGGAGAGGAGAGUGCCCCCCAGCGUGUCCAUCUCGCUGGUGCCGUCGAGCUCCCAGCCCAGCCCCGGCCGCCUGCUCUGCUCCGUGAUGGAUUUCUACCCUGCGCCGGUGCAGGUGAGGUGGUUCCAGGAUGGGCAGGAGCUGCCGGAGCACGUGGUGGCCACCGAUGUGGUCCCCAACGGGGACUGGAGCUGCCAGGUGCUGGUGCUGCUGGAAAUCCCCCCCCGGCGCGGGGUCACCUACAGCUGCCAGGUGGAGCACGUCAGCCUGGAGCACCCCCUCAGCCGGCACUGGGAGAUGCCACCGGACACCGUCCGCAGCAAGAUCCUGGUGGGGGUCGGGGGCUUCGUCUUGGGCUUGGUCUUCCUGGCGCUGGGGCUCGGCUUCUACCUGCGGGAGAAGAGCUCCUGAGCCGCCGGCGGCCGCAGCCCCUCCCCGUGGCCUCGGGCCCAGCUGGGACCCCCCAGUCCAUCCCCACGCU